GGCCUUGACUUUCUCCACGAGAAAGUUCCAGACGAGAGAGCAUCGGGAAAACCUGUCCUAGGCCAUCCGGAAAUGCUCUGCACGUAGGGAUCGCAACGACAGCGACGGGUUCCUCUCAGACGGUUUGUUCGUCUGGCGCUUUUGCGUUGAUCGACCGUGAUCUGGACCGGCACACGCGUCGACGACCACCAUGGCGACCCAAAGCUGCUGUGGUACGUCGCCGUUCCUGGGGGAUUGCGGCUCAUGCAAGUCCUGUGGUUACGAGGUAAGGAAAGAAUCCAAGAUGUCAAAGCAUCAAAAGGGCGUCGAGGGCUCGAAAAUCGCUAGCUUACAUGGAUCCAGAGACGACCUUCUGGCAGUGGAGCUGCAGAGCAAGAUUUCCAUCUUUCGCGAUCUCAUUGACUUACCACCUUGCCAUGGUUCUUUGUCAGUCGACAAGCUGGUAAUAGAGACAAUGAGAGAUCUCCAAAAGCUUUACCCUGAAAUCAUAUCAAAGAUGCAAGUCGCAGAAAUGAAGACAUCAGCAAUAAAUCAGGGUUUGAGUUACUUUUGCACUGCCUUAAUAUCAAUCGGAGAUUCGUGGAAGAUGAACAAUGUGUGGAUUGACAACACCACCGUCAACGAGAUUGCUAAUAUGGAGCGCAACAAUUUGGAGAAAAUUGUGGGAAUAGUAUUGGCAAUACUCGAAGGCCUGAUAAAACUAGUUAGAGAGAAAUUCGACCUGAUGGAUGUAGAAAAUGAGGACGAAGAUCAGCGACAGUUCGAGAAGAACUUCACGGGAUGUCUCGACAUCCAAAGCCCCUGUGGCUCGCCUGUUAGUCCGAAUUCAGUCCUUCCAGAACAGCUCAUGGCCACGAAAUUCGCAGAGGUCUCCUACACGCCAGCACUGCUGUUUCCUCUCCGUGUUAGGGCUGUGGGGAAAUUGAACCCAAUCGAUGUGAAGCGCCUUUCGCUGUACAUGUUUCCUAAUGUUAUGGCACAAACCGGCAGUACUGCAAAUGCAAUUUGUGAGAAAAAGGAGGAAGCUAGCAACACUGACGAUGUGAAACAAGAACUUGCAAAAGAGGAGGCUUUGCAAGGAACAGUGCAGCCACCAAAGGUGUUGUCCAGUGCAUCGCCAUUGCCUAUGUUGCUGCCACCGCCACCGCCAGUGCCUUGCAGGAUCUCACCAAUAGAGGAGGGUUCGCAAGGAACAGUACAGCCACUUAAGGUAUUGACCAGUGGGUUGUCAUCACCUACGUUGCCACCUCCACCACCGCCACCGCCACUGCCUUGCAGGAUCUCACCUAUAGAAGUCCAGCCAAACAUUGUAGCACAAGCACCCCCACCGCCUCCACCACCUCUACCUUCUUCAUCAGUCAAUUCACCAAAUGUUACAAAUCAGUACCCACUACCUCCCCUGCCGCCACCGCCACCAGCACCAAAGAUGCAAGGGAACGUCUUGGUGCCUCCUCCACCGCCACCUCCGCUUCAGACACCUUCAAAAGGAUCCACACCUCCACCAUUACCUCCCCCACCAUUUGGAAAAGGAGGAGCUGCUCCACCACCCCCUCCUCCACUUAGUGCGACCAAAUCCUUGCGGCCCAAGAAAUCAACCACAAAGCUGAAAAGAUCAACCCAAAUUGGCAGUUUAUAUCGUCUGCUCAAGGGAAAGGUUGAAGGGUCGAGCCUAAAUGGUAGAUGUGCCAAUGGGAAGAAAAGCAAGGUCGGCGCCUCGAGUGGUGGAAAACAAGGAAUGGCCGAUGCGCUAGCGGAAAUGACAAAGAGAUCGGCAUACUUCCAACAAAUCGAGGAAGACGUCCAAAACUAUGCAACAAUUAUAAAAGAGUUGAAGGGUACCAUCAUUUCUUUCAAAACCAAGGACAUGGCUGAGCUGCUCAAGUUCCACAAUCAUGUAGAGUCUCACCUUGAAAAGUUGACUGAUGAAACACAGGUCUUGGCGAGGUUCGAAGGAUUCCCCACAAAGAAGUUGGAAUCAUUACGAACAGCCGCAGCACUGUACACGAAGUUAAACUCUAUUAUCGUCGAGUUGCACAACUAUAAAAUCGUGCCUCCCUUAGGGAAGCUCCUUGACAAGGUUGAGUGCUACUUCACCAAGAUCAAAGGAGAACUCGACAAACUCGAGCGCACAAAAGAUGAAGAGGCCAAGAAAUUCUCAGCCUGUGACAUCCAAUUCGACUUCGAUAUACUCGUAAGGAUCAAGGAAGCAAUGGUGGAUGUAUCUUCAAGCUGCAUGGAACUGGCACUUAAGGAGAAGAGGGACGCCAAGGCGAAUGAGGAUUUAAAUGCUGGAACAGAAGCGAACAAACGAGGACAGGCAUGCACAAAAAUGCUCUGGAGGGCUUUUCAGUUCGCAUUCCGGGUGUACACAUUUGCUGGUGGCCAUGACGACCGUGCCGACAAGCUCACUAGAGAGCUGGCUCAUGAGAUCGAGUCUGAUCCGCAGCACCAGUGAACCUGUCAAUCUAUAUUUAACCAAUUAAAUGACAAGUUUGAGGCUAUUCAGUGUAUCUUAUUGGAGAGUCCUUUUUUUGUGGCUUAUAUAUAAUCUCUUUAAGAAAUUCCAGUAAUCUCUUACUAGAUUUCUUGAGGACACCAGUUUAAAAUAUGCCAUUCCAAGACUCUCUGGCAGAGAUACAAGCUAAACUUAAGGUUUGCUCCAUGUUGGA
Messenger RNA from Eucalyptus grandis, 2669 nucleotides. RefSeq lists its product as uncharacterized. Lineage: Eukaryota; Viridiplantae; Streptophyta; Magnoliopsida; Myrtales; Myrtaceae. The transcript has 10 exons. Gene Ontology annotation, biological process: chloroplast organization. Bases 191 to 2455 code for a protein of 754 amino acids. Gene Ontology annotation, cellular component: chloroplast outer membrane. The record is from RefSeq and is a predicted model, not a curated record.